AUGGGCUGCUGCAGCGGACGAUGCACGCUCAUCUUUAUUUGCACUUUACAGCUGGUUUUAGCUUUGGAAAGGCAAGUCUUUGACUUCCUCGGUUACCAGUGGGCCCCCAUCCUUGCUAACUUUUUCCACAUCAUCAUUGUAAUCCUGGGCCUCUUUGGAACCAUCCAGUACCGGCCACGCUAUAUCAUAGUUUAUACAGUAUGGGCUGCACUUUGGGUAGCCUGGAACGUCUUCAUCAUCUGCUUUUAUCUGGAUGUAGGAGGCCUGUCAAAGGACAGCGACCUGCUGACGUUUAACAUAUCGGCUCAUCACUCUUGGUGGAGUGAACACGGUCCCGGCUGUGUGAGGAGAGAGAUGCCCCAGACCCCCGGAGUGCACGCCACAGAGAGCCACUCCUACAUCACCGUCAUGGGCUGUUUCAUGGACUACCAGUACAUUGAGGUCAUGCACAGCAGCACGCAGAUCCUCGUUGCUCUCCUGGGCUUCGUGUACGCCUGCUACGUUGUCAGUGCUAUCACCGAGGAGGAGGACAGCUUUGAUUUUAUUGGUGGAUUUGAUCCAUUCCCACUCUACCAUGUCAAUGAAAAACCAUCCCAUCUCCUCUUAAAGCCUAUGUACCCGUCUACGUAAAUAGAAAACCUCCAGUGAGGGGAGAUGAUGCAGCAGAUUCCCACAGAGCCAACAUGGCUGUUUUCACACGCCGACCGUCUGGAGUUCCUCCCCGUCUUGAUUUCAGAACUUUAAACAUGUCAUUUUACUGGUGUGCUUCCCAGAAAAGCCUGCAUUUCUCCACAAGAGUCCAUUGUGACUGGAUUUGGGAAUGAGGGGGGAGAGUUAGCAUAAACAAAGCGUGUAUUUAGGAAGAUUUGUGUACUUUUUUUUUUUCUGUGAUAUUUACCAUGGGUUAAUGCUGUGGACUGUGUAGAAUAUGUGCAGCUCAUGAAUACUUUGUAAGAAAGGAGUGUCCACGUCUCCGAUGUAGCACAUCAUCGCAGGUUUGGCUCAGAUCUCGGCCGUAGAGGCUGAUUUACAGAGAGAUCUGUGAAGUGAGCCGUGUACUUGUACGCAUAAAUACAGAAGCAAAGCAGGAAGAGAGGGAGCGGAGAGGUGGAGAGGGAACAAAAGCACCAACACUACAGAGGAAAUCUGACAAAAAUAGAAAAUGUAAAUCAUGAAAUUCAGAGUUGGAAUUGUGAC
Nematolebias whitei (Rio pearlfish) is the source of this 1197-nucleotide messenger RNA. RefSeq names its product sodium/potassium transporting ATPase interacting 4 (gene nkain4). Bases 1 to 630 code for a protein of 209 amino acids. Gene Ontology annotation, biological process: regulation of sodium ion transport. NCBI's taxonomy places the organism in Eukaryota, Metazoa, Chordata, Actinopteri, Cyprinodontiformes, Rivulidae. The record is from RefSeq and is a predicted model, not a curated record. The transcript has 7 exons.